AGUUACUUAUAAACUAACAAGAAAAUCGUUUUUGUUGUUGUUUUGUCGAUACACGUCGCCUUCCUUAUUUUCUGAAUUCAACCCCAAAAGCGCAAGCAAGGAGAAGAAAUCGUUAGGAAUUCAAAGUUCUGGUUUCUCUGAUUCGUGCUCUGACUUGGAAAACAGAGACCGAAAUCGUCCCUGGGAUCCAAGGUUCAAUUUCCUCGGGUUAACAAAUUUUCCACUCGGCUUUGAAAUUUGUGAUUUCCUUCUUCCCUGGUACAAAGACUUCCUCGUCCGUCUUUUACUAAUUAAAUCAAAUUCAAAAUUAGGCUUUUUCUUAAUGAUUUUUAAGAUAUUUGGGGGAAAUAUUGGGAGAAAAAGGCCAACUUAAAAAACUGGAGGUUUAGCGAUGUUGGGUGUCGUUCGUUGUGGCUUUGAUGUCGAAAGAUGUUCCUUUCAUUUGGCUGAAUGGCAUCCUUUGGAAUAGUAAAGCUGAUUAGGGCUUCAAGCCCCCAAUCCUUUUUAUUUUUAAAAUCAGGGUUAAUAAUCAUUCUUCAUUUGUAACUUAAUACUUUCAAGGUUUCAAGUGUUCUAAUGUUUAGUAACAGCUUUUCAUUUGCUAGAGCAAUGGGCUGCUUUGGUUGUUUCGGCUUCACAACAAAGCCCAAACAAUCCGCUAGGCCCAAUUGCAGGUCAAAUUUUCAACUGUCCCAGGAAUUUUUGUUAGAUGAAAAAAUAGAAGAUGAUGAUGAAAUAGAAGAAGAUGAUGAUUGCUCAUAUAAUGGUGAUGUUACAUGCACUGUUCUUAGAGAUGAGGCUGAGUCUCUAGGUCGUGGCAAGCGUUCUGAAGAGUUUUUGAGAUCUAAACUUAACAAUGGAUUAGCUUGCAGGCAGUUUCCUGUCAAGGAAACUAACAUGAUUAUUCGCUCUGAGGAUGAAAAUGGGAAUAAGAUGAUUAAUGAGUAUGUGCGGGAAUAUAAGAUUGGUUCUGGUAGCUAUGGAAAAGUGGUUCUUUAUCGAAACAAUGUAGAUGGGAAACACUAUGCUAUUAAGGUCUUUCAUAAGUCUCAUUUAUUAAAGGCAAGGGUUGGUCCGUCAGAGACUGCAAUGAGUGAUGUUCUUCGCGAGGUUCUAAUCAUGAAAAUUUUGGAACAUCCCAAUAUAGUUAAUCUCAUUGAGGUGAUUGAUGACCCAGCAAUGGAUCAAUUCUACAUGGUUCUUGAAUAUGUGGAAGGCAAAUGGGUUUGUGACGAUUCUGGUCCUCAAGGAGGCAUUGGAGAAGAUACUGCAAGGAAGUACCUGCGAGAUAUAGUAUCUGGGCUUAUGUACCUCCAUGCUCAUAAUAUUGUACAUGGCGAUAUUAAACCUGAUAAUUUGUUGAUUACAAGCACGGGUACCGUGAAGAUAGGAGAUUUUAGUGUCAGCCAGGUGUUUGAGGAUGAAAAUGAUGAGCUUCGCCGUUCUCCUGGGACUCCUGUUUUCACUGCACCUGAGUGUUGUUUAGGUUUAACAUAUCAUGGUAAAGCUGCAGACACGUGGGCUCUAGGAGUUACUUUGUACUGUUUGGUACUUGGACAUUAUCCAUUUCUUGGUGAAACACUACAAGAUACAUAUGACAAGAUUGUUAAUAACCCUCUAAUUCUGCCAAAUGACAUAAACCCGGCAUUGAGGAACUUACUCGAAGACCUUCUUUGCAAAGACCCAAAACAUAGGACGACUUUGAAUGAUGUAGCAGAGCAUUCUUGGGUUAGGGGAGAAGAUGGACCUAUCCCCCAGUACUUAUGUUGGUGUAAGCGAAAUAACUAUUAUUACCUGACGGAAGAUCUAAUGGGAGAAGCGGAACUCACUUGACAGCGAUCCCAUGAAUAAAAGUUGAUAUGGAUAAUAAGUCAUUGAUUGAUCUGGUGAUGAGAGCAGAGCAGUACAGAUUUUUUUUGUCCCUCCUACGAAGUAAUGCUUAAAUCUGCAAGGAUUGCGAGAAUGAAAAAAAACUCCUAAUCAAGAGUCCAUAGCCUGCUAAAUUAUCUUGUAGGGAAAAAACAAGCAAACUUGCUAUUGGGCAGAAGAGGAAGCACAAUGAGAAGAAACCAGUGAGGAUUUGCAUUGACAUCACUUGUCAACUAAAAGUGGGCGGACACCAUAACAUCAUAUUAUUUAUUGGUUGUGAAAUUUUGUUUGUCGCUUGAAUACUCUCUUUAUUUAUUUGUUCCUAUCAACUUAUUCACCCUAUUUUCA
Messenger RNA from Hibiscus syriacus, 2217 nucleotides. Its product is annotated as serine/threonine-protein kinase GRIK1-like. Gene Ontology annotation, cellular component: cytoplasm. NCBI's taxonomy places the organism in Eukaryota, Viridiplantae, Streptophyta, Magnoliopsida, Malvales, Malvaceae. Gene Ontology annotation, molecular function: ATP binding; protein serine/threonine kinase activity. The record is from RefSeq and is a predicted model, not a curated record. The transcript is spliced from 12 exons. Gene Ontology annotation, biological process: protein phosphorylation; intracellular signal transduction. Bases 577 to 1833 code for a protein of 418 amino acids.